Messenger RNA from Prionailurus viverrinus (fishing cat), 390 nucleotides. It is a transcript of the gene UTS2B, whose product is annotated as urotensin 2B. The record is from RefSeq and is a predicted model, not a curated record. The transcript is spliced from 5 exons. Lineage: Eukaryota; Metazoa; Chordata; Mammalia; Carnivora; Felidae. The coding region runs from base 1 to 390 and encodes 129 amino acids.
AUGAACAAGAUCCUUUCAACCACUCUUUGCUUUGGACUCCUAACUUUGUUAUCUGUAAUGAUAUUUUUCGAAUUGGUGCAUGGACGGCCAUAUCUUACCCAAGGAAAUGAAUUGUUUCCAGAUAAAGAAGAUGCAAACCACGAAGAACUAUUGCUGGCUCUACUGAAUAAAAAUUUUGAUUUCCAAAGACCUUCUAGCAUUGAUACAGAACUGACUGGCAAAUUGGAAGAACUUAACCAGCUGGAAAAUCUAAAAGAGCAGCUCGCAGAGGCCAAAGAUUCGGAGAUAUCCUAUGCUAUAGGUGGUCUAUCUUCUUCCCAUCCCAAUAAGCGAGACCUGUUGGCUAAAAGGACAAUUCCAAUAAUUGGCAGAGGAACAGGGACAGGAUAA